Messenger RNA from Salvelinus fontinalis (brook trout), 1074 nucleotides. Its product is annotated as cotranscriptional regulator FAM172A-like. NCBI's taxonomy places the organism in Eukaryota, Metazoa, Chordata, Actinopteri, Salmoniformes, Salmonidae. The transcript is spliced from 10 exons. Gene Ontology annotation, molecular function: siRNA binding. Gene Ontology annotation, biological process: regulatory ncRNA-mediated heterochromatin formation. The record is from RefSeq and is a predicted model, not a curated record. Bases 1 to 1053 code for a protein of 350 amino acids. Gene Ontology annotation, cellular component: nucleus.
AUGCUUACUCGACCCUGCACUUUUAUUUUGUGCAUAACUAUGGCCCAGAUUCCUGGCCAGGAGGAUAAAGAGAAAACAACUGCACUGAAAGACUUGUUGUCAAGAAUAGACUUAGACGAACUAAUGAAGAAGGACGAACCUCCACUCACUUUCCCCAAGACGCUUGAAGAGAUUGAGUACACUUUCAACGAGCAGGGCCAGUUGAGGCACACCACGACAGGGGAGGCGUUUGUGUUCAACGCCCGAGAGGAUCUCCACAGGUGGAAUCAGAAAUGCUACGAGGCGUUGGGAGAGAUCGUUACACAGUAUGUUUAUGAACUGUUGAAGAAGUGUAAUAUGACGAAAGUAAUCUUGCCAGAGGGUUAUGGUGUGAUGGUGCUCAACCCCAAUGAGAACCACCUGGAAGUGGAGAGGCCGGCCAAGCCCACGCCCCUGCCCUCCCCCGAGGUCUCGGACGAACCCGCCGAGAAGAGAGAGCGCAAGGACGACCGGGAGAGCAAGAAGAGGAACUUCUAUGAGAAGUACCGCGACCCGCAGAAGGAGGGAGAGACUGAACAGAUCCCCAUACGGGAAAACGGCUCCCCCGAGGAACACUUGCUGUACGUGUGGGACCACUUUGUGUCCAACGCCGCCGCCAGAAAUGUCUUCAUUGUGGCGCACAGCUACGGAGGCUUGUCAUUGGUGGAUCUGAUGAGUCAGAGAGAAGCUCAGGUAAAGGACAGGGUGUGUGCCGUGGCCAUGACCGACUCCGUCCACAACAUCUGGCACCAGGAUGCCAGCAAGAGCAUCCAGGAGUGGCUGCAGCAGCACUGCCGGAACUGGGUGUCAAGCCCCGAGCCCCUGGACACACCGGUGGAGCCCAUGCUACCAGACUGCCCUCGCCUCUCUGCAGGUACAGAGCGACACGGGCUGACAUCAUGGAGGAGUUUCAACUCCAUCUUCCAGUUCUUCAGCAAGGCUCUACAGACUGGGGAUGAGUACGAGGAGUUCUCCAACACGGUCCCCACACGCAGCUCCCACAGGACCAAACAUGACCACAACCACGACGACUAGAACUACACCAACAGGAGGGAA